CCUCCAUCCCUCCAUCCAUCACCGAACACAGACCUUCAUCAUUCCUUCAUCUCUUCAUCCCUCUCACGUCCUCCCCGGCCAUAUCCCAUCCCUCCCACCUCCAUCGGCAGAAUUCUCCUUCAUCAGAAUCUCCGGCUUCUAGCUCGCCUUCGCCAAAGCUCAUGACGGCUUUCGGGCUGACCUGUCAACCGAUUGGGCGUGAACGAAGCUGUUGAUCUUCCGCCGUUUGAUCACCAUCAUUUGAUCCACUGUUGACAUCGCUGUCCGCAUCCGAGGCACACUCAGGCCGGGCAGUGACCAGGGAUAUAGCAAGCCCUAGCAACCUUCGCUUGAAGUUCUGACGACAAUCAUCCUCCAUAUUGCCCAUCUUUGGGCCUGCAUUCUCCCUAUCACCUUGAGCGGCGUUGUUAGUUGCGGAUCUUGCCUUGUCUGGCCUUUCUUAGCGGAACCAUCGAACCACUUUGGCCCGUAGACGAAGACAGCUGGCUGCCACGAGUGCCUCUUUAUCUAUCAAGCCGCAUAAGGCAUCAAAAGUCGACACUGCCAGAUUCCUCACCAGAAUGAUUCACUUACAUUGAGUCAGGCAGCUUUGCAGGUCAUUCGCCAUCUCGGUUCGAAUUCAACAACAAUCUGUCGCUGAUAUUGCUUUGCCGGUGUCCAUUGUAACAACUCUCAGUACCACGGCCACACACACGGCCCACAGUGCUCACCUUCUGAAAACUUAGCUGGAAACGAACAGACGGUACUGGGAGAUGCUAUUUGGGUCGUAUUUGCCUCCACUCCACGGUCGCAGUCAUCACGGUUCUCAUCCUACACUUCCUGGUUGGCCCGUUCAAAGCCAGCCCAACUACCAUCUUUCAUACGACCACCUCACAAACGAGAAACCUGCAUACCUCUACGCUAAUUACGGAUACCAUACCCCGCCUCCGUCCACGCACACAGCUUCCAACAUGGCUACUCCAGAUGCCGACGAGAUGGAACAAUUCCAACGGCUAUCCGACCAAUACCAAGCUGAUCUACCAGGGCCACUUGUCGGAGAGAAGAGACCUCUAUCGGACCUGGUCACUGAAUAUGCCCAGGCCGACCAGGCCUAUGUGUUGAAGACGACGGCGCUAGCUGUCACUCACACUGCAUAUCGCUCCAUCAAAGGUGAUGGGCAAUGUGGUUGGCGAGGUGCCGUGUUUGGCUAUUUCGAGAUUCUUUUACGAUCUGGAGAUCUCGCCCUCAUCACUCAAGAGAAGGUCCGCCUUCUGAGCUUCGAGCAGAUAAUGCGUGCAGUCGGUAUCGACUACGACAUCAUCAUUGAUAUGUUCGACUAUACAUGGGAAUUGUUCGAUGCCAUCAAAACGGCGGUUGGACGAGGAGACAAAAGUGACACUGUCCUUUUGGAAGCCAUGAAUGAACAAGGCAAAUCGGAUUCCAUCGUCUACCAUUUCAAGAUGAUGACGAGUUCGUUCAUGCAGGUUCAGUCUGAACGCUACGAGCCCUUCAUGGACAUGCCAGUCACGCAAUAUUGUCUGACCAGAAUUGACCCUGCCAACCAAGAGAUCGAGCACAUUGGUCUGCAAGCAUUGAAUGACGCUGUCAUUGCUCCGGCGUAUAUUGCACUCGAGGUCUUGUAUCUGGACAGAAGUGCCGGCGACGAAGUCACUCCGCAUAGGUUUGUCGACGAUUCUGAGCACUGGCCUACCCUCCGUUUGAUCUACAGACCCGGUCAUUAUGAUAUCAUCUACAAGGAUGACAAGCCGAUUCAAGUCCUCCUUCAAGCCGAACCGCCCCAAUAUGCGCUACCUUUCAGAGAAGAUGUCUUCCGAGGGGACUCUACGGACUUGCACUCUUUCAUGUUUCCUGGUGCCAACAUCGUUGCUUCCCAACCAUUGCCGAACACGUCGCCAGCUACAUCGAUCAACCCAUACCCCUUGUCCUUUCCACAGCCUCAACCCAUGGUGCCUGAAGACACGACGCUCCUGCCCCGAACACCGUACUUUCCUCCUGCUACAGUGUCUGGCCCACAACGUCAGCGAGUUUAUCAGCCUCCCGCGCACCCUAUCAGAUCGCUUUCUCUUCCAGAUCGAAGCUGCUCUUCUUCGAUGAUUCCGUCACAUUCAGAAACUUCCUUAUCAAGCCUGUCAUGUCCAUCACCAUCUCCGCUCACGCCAUAUCCAAUGGGUAACAUUCCCAAGCCUCAAGAAUAUCAAAUCCGAUAUAACGGAGCCUGCUUUAAGUACAAACUUCAGGGACAGCAAAGCCUUCCUCUAGACCCCGGAUCAUUUGGCAGUUCUGCUCAAAACGCUGCUCACUUUGCACAUGCUGACUUUCAACCUUCAAUAUGGAAUGCAAAAGAAGAAUAUGGCAAGCGUGACGGAAAAUCGCCAACGGCGGACGGUGGUGCUGGUCACUUGAACCUGAACAAGCAUCACACCGGGUGAUAGAAGUCGGAGGUAGGGCCCUAGGGCACAAAAAUAAGACUGAAAAAAGUUCGCAACCAGACGGACUCAAAUACACCCCUGAGGUUUUCAUGCGUCAUACGGUGUCAUGGAAAAUACGCUUCGCCUUGGUUGCUAGCUGCGGCGCAUGGAAGGGAAGCUCGUCUGCAGGAAUGGGCUUUGGAGGGACAUGGGGCAGCUGGACGGGUCGUCAACGUUAUUACUGCCUUCUUAACAUUUCCUAUUUGAUGUGGUGUCGUCAGUCGCUACCACAAUUCCAGCUAUCACGAUGAGUAUGAUGGAAGCAGGGGGAGGGGGAAAAGCCAUCAAUAUCUAACCCGUCACUGUCGUGCUCGCGGACGGACGUAUAUGGUGCUAUCUUGGAGCAAAUGUCUCUUGACGGAGGCAGGUACUGCCAAUUGGUGACGAAACCCCCAGAUGUGAGAGGAAGAAGCGUCAAAAUUUCAAUUCAAUCCAUUCAAUUCAAAUUUCU
Exophiala xenobiotica is the source of this 2919-nucleotide messenger RNA. RefSeq lists its product as uncharacterized. Lineage: Eukaryota; Fungi; Ascomycota; Eurotiomycetes; Chaetothyriales; Herpotrichiellaceae. Gene Ontology annotation, molecular function: cysteine-type deubiquitinase activity; ubiquitin binding. Gene Ontology annotation, biological process: protein K48-linked deubiquitination. The transcript is spliced from 7 exons. The record is from RefSeq and is a predicted model, not a curated record. Gene Ontology annotation, cellular component: nucleus. The coding region runs from base 753 to 2429 and encodes 558 amino acids.